AUGGUGGACGGCCGCCCGCGCCGCGGCGCCGUCUGGGGCGCCGGGAGGCUCCGGGGGCUCGCCGCCGCCGGAGGCUCGCCGCCCGCGGCGCUGCCGGAGGCGCGGCUGGAAGGACCCUGGCUCGACCUGGAGGUGCCGCCGUGCGAGCUCCGGCCGGAGUUCUCCCUGGUGCCCGGCCAGAGCUUCGGGUGGAAACGGGUUGCCGCCGAUCGGUGGCUGGGGGUGCUGGGGUCCGGGGUGGUGCUGAUACGGCAGUCGGCGGAGACGACGCUGACCAGCACGCUG
This is a messenger RNA of Prorocentrum cordatum, 285 nucleotides long. The record is from the annotation of a GenBank genome assembly. Lineage: Eukaryota; Dinophyceae; Prorocentrales; Prorocentraceae.